This is a messenger RNA of Verticillium dahliae VdLs.17, 3236 nucleotides long. RefSeq lists its product as uncharacterized. The record is from RefSeq and is a predicted model, not a curated record. NCBI's taxonomy places the organism in Eukaryota, Fungi, Ascomycota, Sordariomycetes, Glomerellales, Plectosphaerellaceae. The transcript has 2 exons. Bases 1 to 3168 code for a protein of 1055 amino acids.
AUGAUCAUUAUCUUCUGGCUCAUCACACCUCUUCAGAGUUCCGUCAUCGGAUCAGGACUCGUCGUUGUCAAAAAGCAGCUUCCAGUGGCCAUAACCUCGUCAUUUCUGCCUGCAAGUAACCAAUCCGUUCUGCUCGACCAGUCCAUCAUGAACGUCGGGUUUGCGACAACGUGGCUUGGCCAGCCUCUUCUGCCCUUUACAGCACCCGAUUAUACUCUGUUGCCCUUUAAAUCAUCCCAGUCUCCCGAGACUGGUGGCCCGGCGGCGAAUUGGACGGGCACAACCACGAAACUGACCACCGAACUUGAGUGUUGGCGAGCUGCUAUCAGCGAUAGCCCAAUCUACGGCGCCUAUCACUUCAACAACGGGCGAGGCUGCAAUGCCAGUACGAUAGUCCCAUACAACUCACACGCAGGCAAAUAUCCUUUCAGGCUGCUUUACAUUGGGUAUCACAACGAUGCUCAUGCGGAUUAUUUCCUAGCUAGCCCAACUUGCUCCCGCAAUACGUCAAACCAAUUCCUGGCCAUCUGGAGUGCUUUUGUUGAGGUGGGCAAGACCAACGUAACGGCGGUGUUUUGCGAGGCGACGUACUACAAGCAAAAGGUAUCUGCCACCGUCUCAGGACCUAGAUCUAUUCCGAUUGAAGACAGCAUCGUUCCUCUCGGCCCUCGCGAAACACUUUUGGACACAGAGUUCAACCAUACGGGCCUCCAUUAUCUCCUCGGCAGCGGAGUGUCAGCAGUCGCAACGGAUCGAGAUUGGUAUGCUCACCAUUUCCUGGAGCAGUACACCCGCCUUUAUGAUACCGGCUUUUCUUUGCCUGCGUCUCCGAUGGUUGGCUUCGCGGUUGGAUCGGACCCCAGCAAACCGGCCAAAGAUUAUGGCAACCAUACCGCACUGGGGCAAGCUUUCGUGGCGCCACAAAAGAUGCUGUUUCAUCUGGCUGUCAACAAGGUCCUGGCAGAUGCGGAUGAUGUAGCUCCCACGAAUGGCACGGCGACAUAUUUCAUGCAUGGGUUUAUCGUCAGUAGACCGAUAUCCCUUGUCGUCGAGACUCUGCUCCUGCUUGUUGGUGCAAUGUCGCUGGCACUCCUCUGGUGUAUUCAAGCCAAAGAGAGUAAGCUGCUCGGAGAACCAGGAUCUGUCAGCGCACUGAUCCAGGUUAUUCGGAAGAGCCCAGAGCUGCUUGAUGAGUUCUCUGGGCAGGGGUCUACGCCUGAAGAGAAGCUUCGUAAUGAGUUCGAGGACGAAAGGUUCAGAUUAUGCUGCGGUUGUGAUUCUGCAUCUGGUGCCACAGAGCUCAAGAUCUUGGGGUCAGGGGAUCGGCCUGACAGGAUCCUGUCGCUCUUCCGGCCUUCUGCAGGUCAUUACGAACCUGUUGAGCCGCUGGCUCUUCGAACAUGCAGUGGGAUUGCUUUCAUCAUGGCUUUACUGGCAAUGCUAGCUGGGCUUACUUACCUGAAAGUAAAGGAAGAAGCUCUUGGUGGUCUCAUCCGUCCCCAUGAAAGCUUUGAGGUUCUACUGAUUUUGCAAAGUUUCAUUCCGACGGUGCUUGCGACUCUGAUAGAGCCAUUCUGGGUGCUAGUAAACCGCCUUCUUUGCGUCCUUCAACCGUUCAAGGACCUUUUCGAAGGUCAAAGCACAAGUAGAGGGUCGAUCGACGCAAACUACACCUCGAUUCCGCCGCAACUCGUGGUCUGGCGCGCACUACGGGCACGACACUAUAUGCUGGCCAUCGUUUGUAUCAUGGCGCUUCUUUGCGAUGUUCUGGCCGUUGGCCUUGGUGGUUUGUUUAACGAAGGUCCCACGCGCUCUGAAUACUCGAUUCAAUUGAAACACGAUGCGGCACCACGACUAAGUAAUGACUCUCUCACUACUUUCGCCGAUAUGCUCAGGAUGCCCUAUCCGUACGAGGAGCACUUCUACGUCACUUCAGCCAACAUUACUUUGAACACAACACUCCCACCUUGGACUUCGACGGAGUAUUUUUUCCAGCCAUUCUCCGCAUCUCAGACUGGUGGUAAAAAUACAACCGAGAUUCUUCGGGGGCGGACACGUGGAUAUGGUAUUGAUCCCCAAUGCGAGACGGCUAUAUCGAACACGCAACCGCCUUCAGUGGAUUUAACCGACUUCAAGGCCAAGCACUCUAUAACGAAGUCUCUCGGAUGCACCGAUGUCUAUCAACCGGAAUACCUCCGCUUGAACGAAUCCACAGCACCACCGCAGGGUCCUUCUUCCGUCGAAUCCCCAGACACGUUUCUAUCUGGCAGGCUGGCCGAACCAUGCGCAAAGACGUUCAUCAUGGGCUGGGGUCGAACAUCCAACGGCAGCGACGCCAACGGCACCGUGGAGUCUGGCUUCGUGCUCUGUUAUCCUCGCUUCCGCACCGCCUUGUUUGACGUGACGAUCAACACCGAAGGUCACGUCCUCGAAUAUGAAAAGGCCAGCGAGAUGGAGUACGACCUCGGCUACCCUGGCUUCACCAACCAGACAGACAACCUCAUCAUUGUUUCGAACAACAUCAUCGCUAGAGCCGAGGGGCGCUGGCACAACCACACCUUCACCCGCGACUGGAUGAGCGAACUCAUCAGGCUGGAAACGAACAGCUCCGAUUUCGUCAACCCCCUCAAACCCCUGCCGAGCCCGGAAACCAUGCUCGACCACGUGGGCCCGAUGUACACACGUCUCUUCGCCCUCUUCCUCGGCCUCAACUCCUUCAUCUUUGACAAUGACUCGUCCGCCGAGCCGGCCUUUGAGGGCCAGCGAUGGGCCCUUGAGACGCGCAUCUUCAUGUCCGAACCCGCCUUCCUCGUCAGCACGACCAUCCUCAGCCUCAGCCUCGUCGUCGCCGCCGUGCUCUACGGCUGGUCCAUCGCCUUCUUCUUGCCGCGGAUGCCGACAAACAUCGCCUCCGUGCUGGCCUACGUGGCGGCUAGCACGGCCGUGAGGGAAUGCAGCCCCGAGCAGUACAAGACUCGCACGUUUAGUUUCGGGAGGUACAUUGGCGUUGACGGGAGGGCGCACGUGGGCAUCGAUACGGACCCAUCGGUGGUGCCGAUACAGCUCAAGUCGUUGAGGAAAGGCAACACAAAUCCCAGGCGAAGCUGGUUGGGUAAACUGAGGAAACGCCACACAGGAGGAAACAGGGGCGGCGAUACGUGGCUGUGAUGAGCAGCGCCUUCAAGAGCGCUGGCAGUAGAUACUACAAACGCCGAUCAUCUUUUACGUCAAGGUUC